Molecule: messenger RNA, 1824 nt
Organism: Apis dorsata (giant honeybee)
Lineage: Eukaryota; Metazoa; Arthropoda; Insecta; Hymenoptera; Apidae
Product: dynein beta chain, ciliary-like
Exons: 9
Coding region: 39-1787 (582 amino acids)
Biological process (GO): microtubule-based movement
Cellular component (GO): dynein complex
Molecular function (GO): dynein intermediate chain binding; minus-end-directed microtubule motor activity; dynein light intermediate chain binding
Source: RefSeq, a predicted model, not a curated record
AAUAAAAUAAUAUAAUAUAAUAUAUAUAUUAUAUAAUAAUGAAAACAAUAAAAAUUCAGGACGUAGAAAAUUUGGGAAUACAAUUAGGUUUCACUUUCGGAGGUAGAAAUUUCCAUAAUGUAUCAUUGGGUCAAGGUCAAGAACCCAUAGCUGAAGAAGCAUUAGAAUUAUCGGCUCACGAAGGUCAUUGGGUAAUUUUACAAAAUAUCCAUCUUGUGAAGAAAUGGUUACCUGAUCUGGAAAAAAAAAUGGAACAAUGUGCAGAGAGUCCCCAUGAUGAUUAUCGAUUGUUUAUUAGCGCGGAACCAAGUGCAGAUCCUCACGAAUCAAUAAUACCUCAAGGUAUAUUGGAAUCGGCCAUAAAAAUUACGAACGAACCACCAUCAGGAAUUCAAGCGAAUAUUCACAAAGCGUUGGAUAAUUUCACUCAGGAAACUCUGGAGUCUUGUAGCAAGGAAACUGAAUUCAAAGCUAUAUUAUUUGCACUUUGUUAUUAUCAUGCCGUAGUUGCAGAACGUAGAAAAUUUGGAGCACAAGGAUGGAACAGAUCUUAUCCAUUCAAUUUUGGGGAUUUAACGAUUAGCGUAUCCGUUCUAUUUAAUUAUUUGGAGAAUAGUAUUAAAGUACCUUGGGAAGAUCUUCGUUAUUUAUUUGGAGAAAUAAUGUAUGGCGGCCAUAUAACAGAUGAUUGGGAUAGAAGACUAUGUAAAACAUAUUUAAUAGAAUAUCUAAAACCAGAAUUAGUUGAAGGCGAAUUAUAUCUCGCACCAGAUUUUUUAGUACCACCAAGUCUUGAUUAUCAUGGAUAUCAUGAAUAUGUCUAUAAUUUUUUACCAUCUGAGAGCCCUGUUCUUUAUGGACUUCAUCCUAAUGCGGAAAUUGGAUUUUUAACAUCAACUGCGGAAAAUUUAUUUAAAACAUUAUUGGGUAUGUUAACGAGAACCGUCAGUGAUACAACAGUCGGAGAAAUUUCAAGAGAAGAAAAAAUGAAAGGACUUAUAGAAGAUUUAUUAGAUAAACUACCAGAAGAAUUUAAUAUGCUAGAACUUUACGGCAAGGUGGAAGAUCGCACACCGUUUGUUACUGUUGCCUUACAAGAAUGCGAACGAAUGAAUGUAUUAUGUGAAGAACUUAAAAGAUCUCUGCACGAGUUAGAUUUAGGUUUGAAGGGAGAAUUAACGAUCAAUCCUGAAAUGGAAAUUUUGCAAAAUUAUAUAGUUAUGGAUGCUAUUCCUCCAUCUUGGGAGAAAAAAGCUUAUCCUUCAGAAUUAGGAUUAAAUAGUUGGUUUGCAGAUUUGUUGAAUCGAAUAAGUGAAUUGUCUAAUUGGACUGCCGAUUUUAAUUUACCAUCAUCAAUAUGGCUAGGAGGUUUUUUCAAUCCUCAGUCAUUGCUUACUGCAAUUAUGCAACAAACUGCACGCAAAAAUGAAUGGCCAUUAGACAAAAUGUGUUUAUAUUGUGAAGUAUUGAGAAAAUACAAAGAGGAAAUUAUAUCAGCACCAAGAGAAGGUGCAUAUAUUAAUGGAUUAUAUAUGGAAGGUGCACGAUGGGAUAUGCAAGCAGGAUGUAUUAUGGAUUCUCGAUUUAAAGAAUUAUUUCCAUUAUUACCAAUAGUGUAUAUUAGAGCUAUUACACAAGAUAAACAAGAUUUAAAAAAUAUGUACGAGUGUCCCGUAUAUAAAACACGAUCACGAGGUCCAACUUAUGUAUGGACAUUUAAUUUAAGAACUAAAGAGAGGGCCAGUAAAUGGAUUCUUGGAGGUGUGGCAAUUUUAUUACAAGUUUAGUUGUAUUUAUGAAAUAAAUGUACAAUUAAAAAAUAAA